CGGUUCAUUAUGUAUGCAUAUUUCCAGCUGACGGUCAAGCAUUCAGGUGGCGUACAAGGCAAUGUAUGUGUUUACAAGUUGUUAAAAGAAAAUUUUCGUAAAAUAUGCCCGAUUCCUGCUCAGUUUAUGGUUGUUCAAACCGAUCUAAUAAGCAGAAAGAAAAGAGGUUUUUUAGAAUACCUAAAGAAGUGGUUCACAAGGGAGAACGGACAAGAGAUUUAUCAAAAAGACGUCGCUCCCGAUGGCUCGCUAACCUAUCUUUAUCUUCGAAAGGAGUUGAAUCUCCACACGCUCGUGUAUGCAGCGAUCACUUCGUAAAAGGUUGUCCGAGCAAUAUAAAAGACGAAGACGACAUAGAUUGGGCCCCUACGUUGAAGCUUGGCCAUCAGAAGAUAAAACAAGCCACAGAGAGCUCUAUAAAGCGCGGUGAGAGAUCAACAAACAGAGAUCUGAAACGACGCCAUUCCGAAGCUGCUAGUGCCUUGCUUGACUUGCAGAAGCAAGCUCGACUGACUGAAGAAAUCUCUUAUGAACAAACCACAGAUGAUCCGGACUUAUCAGCCCAAGACACACAGACAGAAACGACAGAAAGCCCGAAUCGUCGCGAUGCAGAAUGCCAGACGGAUUUCACCAGCGAUCUUUAGUCUGCAAUGGAAGAGGAGUUAAACUUAACACGCCAAAAGCUCUCCGACUUGCAGGCAAAAAUAUUAAAUGCAAAUCUAAGUAAAGAAAGCUUUGAGAACAAUGAUGAAAAGUGUAAAUUUUACACUGGCCUACCAAAGUUCCUAGUACUGUUGCAGUUGUUUCGUUUGUGUGAAYCCUGGAUCACACAAACUGAAAGAUCAGCAUUAGGAAAGUUUGAGCAACUUAUACUUGUUCUCAUGAGACUCAAACUGAAUCUACCUUUGCAGGACCUGGCCUACAGAUUUGGAAUUUCUAGUUCAACAGCCUCUAGACUUUUCAAUAAAGUACUGAGCAUUUUACAUAGCAGAUUACAGUUCCUGAUUGAAUGGCCAUCGAGAGAGACUUUGUGGGCCACAAUGCCAAUGGAUUUUAGAAAGUCAUUUGGUAGCAGAGUUGCAGUUAUUGUUGACUGCUUUGAAGUUUUUAUAGAAA
Messenger RNA from Actinia tenebrosa (Australian red waratah sea anemone), 1116 nucleotides. RefSeq lists its product as uncharacterized. The record is from RefSeq and is a predicted model, not a curated record. NCBI's taxonomy places the organism in Eukaryota, Metazoa, Cnidaria, Anthozoa, Actiniaria, Actiniidae.